Molecule: messenger RNA, 894 nt
Organism: Diplodia corticola
Lineage: Eukaryota; Fungi; Ascomycota; Dothideomycetes; Botryosphaeriales; Botryosphaeriaceae
Product: meiotic recombination protein dmc1
Exons: 3
Coding region: 1-894 (297 amino acids)
Biological process (GO): rRNA processing; ribosomal small subunit assembly
Cellular component (GO): CURI complex; UTP-C complex
Source: RefSeq, a predicted model, not a curated record
AUGGCGCCCUCAAGAGCUCCCCUCAAGGCUGGCGACUACACCGUCCUUCCGCUCACCGUCCCCGGAAUUUCUUCGUUCCCGCAACAGACGACCCACUACCUAUACGUGCGUCCGCACGCGCCUAGGGUUCCGGAUGAGAACACGCCGCGCUCGCUUUACGCCAACAACCUGCCCAUCGAUGCAAAUGAAUCCUCUCUCCGCGCGCUUUUUGCGAAACAGCUAGGCGGUGCAAGGAUAGAGCGCGUCGAGAUCGACGGCGCCCGGCCCAAGAAGAGCACACGCGGCGCCGCCAUCAGCGCAAAGGCAGGCAAGAAGAGGAAGCGAGGCGCGGAAACCGGCGUUGGAGAUAUUGGUUUGCCAGACACUUGGGACGCCGAAGUCCUCAGCAGCGGAAGCGGUGCUGUUUUGGUGUUCGUGGACAGGACGAGUGCGGAGCUGGCUAUGAAGGAGGUUACUCGCGCUGCGAAGAAGAGGGCUGAGAUUGUGUGGACGUCGGAUAUGCCCCUCGGCAUGGAGAGAUACCGCACACACCAUGAACUGACGUUCCCCUCCAGCGACGUUCUGCAGGCGACAGUCAACGGUUAUCUUACUCAAUGGGCCACUAUGGAAGCAGCCCGGGCGAGGGCCCUCAAGCAAGCCCGGAACGUGCCAGACGACGAUGGUUUCAUUACGGUUACAAAGGGCGGUCGCGCUGGUCCUGCGAAACUGGAGGAGGCGCAGGCUGUGGCAGAGAAGCUGAAGGAGAGGCAGAAGCCGCCAGCGGAUUUCUACAGAUUCCAGACCCGGGAGAAGAAGAAGGAGAGCGCGGAGCGGUUGAAGAGGGAAUUCCAGGAGGACAGAAAGAGGGUCGAGCGCAUGAGAGCCCGCAGAGGGAAGAUCAGGCCCGAAAGUUGA